AUGCAGCAGCAAGUCGCAACAGAAAAGUUGCCCUCCAGAGACAUCGAUACACCAUAUCCCACCACAACCAUGUCGUUCUUGCAACCCGUCAUGCCUUCACUACGCCUUCUGGCAGUCCCACGCUCAGUCGUCGUGCGCCAAUGUCUGCGCUUUUCGACAUCCACAAUUCGAUCAGGUAUGUGUCUUGCUCAUUUCUCGUAUCCCAGACAUGUCACUAACAGUUAUACAGACGUCUACACUCCUCCCUCGGUGGACCCCAACCUCGUCGCCUCGCGCACCGCUUCUCCCUCAUACCCUCCUACUUCGCUCAAGUCCAUCCCGCGGCCCCUCACAUCACACGCCUCACACCGCACCUCGCAACCAACAAAGAUCCGCAACUACCCCGACCGUCAACUCCAAAAGGACAUUCCUGUCUCCGAGGCACCUGCUCUGCCAGAGUCAGAAAUCGCUCCCAACCUCCCCUACUUCGUCACCAGGACACCAUCCAACGAGCUGCCUAUCUAUACCCUGAGGAAACGCGGCGGCAACAUGAAAUUGACCCGCGUCAAGAAGAUUGACGGAAAUAUUGAUGUUCUGCGCGAUGCUCUGCAGAUCGAACUCGGUGUCCCGGAUGCCGAGUGUGUUAUCAACAGACUCACAAACCAUGUCAUGAUCAAGGGCUGGCACAAGCCGCGGAUAGAGGCUUUCCUCAAGGCCCGUAACUUCUAA
This is a messenger RNA of Aureobasidium vineae, 708 nucleotides long. The record is from the annotation of a GenBank genome assembly. NCBI's taxonomy places the organism in Eukaryota, Fungi, Ascomycota, Dothideomycetes, Dothideales, Saccotheciaceae.